CAGUCCAGUCACGCACGAUUAGCGCGCAGUUUUGAGUAGAUAUCCUAAUCCAAGGUGUUGGCAUGACAACAAUAUUUGUAAAAUAAAUACAUCAAUGAUUAAUACAUAAAUGUAUUAAAAAAAUGUUUAAAAAAAACAAUGCACAGGACAUUUGGAUGUUGAUAUAUUUUUGUGACCCACCCAGAACAGGUCUGUAGCCCACCUAUUCACCCCCACUACACUAAACCAGUGUUUCCUAACUUUUAUUGAGCCAAAACACAAUUUUACAUUAGAAUUUUUUCACCAAACAAAAAUGUCACAAAAAGUAUGAAUACUUGAGUAAUGAUGAUCUCAUCUAACUUAAUCACAAAUUGUGUGAAAUUUGGGCCUGUUUAAUUGAACACAAAGCUAUAGCCUACUGGCAGUAGUGUAUUUAAGUGACAUUUGGCAGGCAUUUGUGAGGUCACACAUUGAUGUUGGUCAAGCCCUGGCUCUCAGUUUCCGCUAAAAUUCAUCUGAAAGCUGUUUUAUCGGGUUGUGGUCACUACUCUGUUAAGGCCAGGCAGGUUGAAGUAUUGUAAAACUUUCUCAUCCAUGUCUUUAUGGACCUCGUUUUGUGCUCUAUUUAACGGUUGCAUUCUAAAUGUAUCCAUGAUGGUGCUUUACACUUCAUAUGUCCAUGAUUGUUUAUGCACCUUUGAAGUGAUUGAUGUGUCAUGUGUUAUUGUUAUGCUGUUUAGUGUCAGUUAUUAUAGGACCUUUAUUCUGUUGCCUCUUUGAGGUAGCAAACAUGUAACACUAAGGCACAGCGGAAAAACAGCAAGUAACCAACUGUAUAUAAACAGUGACAACAUGCUCACUACUUUUGCGGUGUGUGCUCGUGUCUUCAUGAGUUCACGUGGUCCCUUCAGAACGCAAAGACCGCAUUAAGAACAAGCAUCUCCCGAUUCCAGGGCCCUCAUUUAUUAAGCAUGUGUACGCCCAGAAGUGUGCGAAAAGAACAUUUCCACGCAAAGUACGGGAUUUAUCAAGUUGGACUUAUGCGUGGGGACGUGUGCAAAUUUACACACAGCUCUGAGCAUGCGUACACUCAAAACCUUGUGGUAGAACAGUGAAACUACACAUAGAAUGCUCUAAGAGGGUCAACAAAGCCAUCCAGGUGCACAUUCUGCUCCUGUCGCCACUGGGACCUUUUAGCGCAAAUUUGGAGACAUACGCGGCAUUUUAGAGUCGACACUAAGCGGAAUCAUGCCGAUGUGCAAUUAAUUCCCUGGCCCCAAUUUAAAUCCAGUUGCCAUACAGAUAUCACCAAAAAGCCAAAAUUAAACAAGGCUUUCCCAAACAUAUAGUUGGAGGCAUAGAUUGCACCCACAUUUCAACUAAAACACCAUAUCACACAACAAAUCUAGCUACGUGAACAUGAAAGGAUUUCAUUCAAUGCACAAAUAAUCUUUGAUUCACAUCCCCUGGAGGAACGCACGAUUCAUCCAUUCAUUCUACAGAAUAGCUCCUUGGAUGUGUGCCUUGGGAGCUGUGGUUAAAGAUGGCUGGCUGUACGUAUGAUGACGUGUCCCCAGUAAUGCUUGCAAUACGGGAAUCCAUAAUUGCUUGUCCUCCUCUGGUUAUUUGAAGAUAAUUCCGUCAGUGGGCUGUGACACAUUUUUUUGUCAUUGAGUUUGAUGUGAAACCAUUUAUUUUCAUUUCCGAGACUGGUCUUUUUUCUGAUCGAUACAAUUAACAGCAGCGGCUAAAUUCUCCAACCCUCCCACAUAAUAUUUUCCUGUUGUUAGUAACACCUGCGUUAAUUGUUCCAAACUGUAUUUUUUUGGUUUGUUUCAGUAACCCAUAAAGUUAAAGCUGUGUUACAUUUCCACUUCUCAGACAAGUUCCUCAAUCAAUGACAGUUUCACUGUGAUAUUCGUUUCCUACGCCCUCUUUUUGUGAGAGGGAAGUCAAUGCCUGCAUUCUUAAAGAGAUUAUUGCUACCAUAUAUGGUCAAUUGGAGGCGUUUCUCAAUGCAAAUUAGGCUAAAUGUGCGCAAGCGUUGCAUUUUAAAACAGGUGGGAUUAGUCAACACAUUACUUACUGGUGUGUGUCUGACAGGUUGCCACACGUUUGAUAAAUACAGAUUCUUUUGUAUUUGCACGCAUACUAAAUUUCACUCCUCCGAAUGAAUUCACAACCAGCCGUGAACAAGGCUUUCUUUGAAGAGAACCCUUGGCCCGUGUGUCUAGAUGGAGAUUUUGGCUUCGCCUCCUACUAUGGCGACCACAUGGUGCUGCAGAAGUCUCCGGAGAGAGCGAUUUUGUGGGGUUACGGCAGCCCUGAGGGUGCGCAGGUCACAGUCUACGUGUCAGGAACCAUGAAACACAAAAGCUCACCGGUCACAGUGGAGAAAGGCAUCUGGCGAGUCACCCUUGACCCCAUAGAGGCCGGUGGUCCGUAUAAUGUGACAGCAGCUCUUGAGAACAGCUCCGCCACUCUGACCGAUGUGCUGUUUGGGGACGUUUGGCUUUGUAGCGGCCAGAGUAACAUGUACUUUAAAACAUCUCAGAUUUUCAAUGCAUCUGAGGAACUGGCUCUCGCAUCCAAGUAUCCUCACGUGAGGACUAUUAUGGUAGCCUUGAAGAUGAGUGACACUGAGCUAACUGAUUUGAUUGGAGUCAAUCUUCCAUGGUCUGUGCCUGAAGCAAGUGGUCUGUCAGAGUUCUCUGCAGUGUGUUGGCUCUUUGGACGUUACAUGUACGAGAACCUGAAGUACCCGAUAGGACUGGUGGAGUCCUGUUGGGGGGGCACACCCGUUGAAGCCUGGUCAUCUUCAAGAGCACUUCAGCAAUGUGGACUGGACCAGAAUGAAAAAAGUUCACAAACAGACAACUCUGUCCUGUGGAAUGCAAUGAUCCACCCACUGCUCAACAUGACACUCAAAGGAGCCCUCUGGUACCAAGGUGAAAGAAACACUAAUUAUCAUCAAAACAAGUACAACUGUUCUUUCCCUGCCAUGAUUGAUGACUGGAGGAUGGCAUUUCACCUGGGCUCAGGUGGGCAGACUGCUGUGGACUUUCCCUUUGGCUUUGUCCAGCUGUCCACUAACAUAAAAGGCUCCACGGAUGACGGCUUUCCAAACAUCCGCUGGCACCAGACAGCUGACAAAGGCUUUGUUCCCAACUCUCGUCUGCAAAGGACCUUCAUGGCUGUGGCUAUGGAUUUACCGGAUGAGACUUCACCGUAUGGCACCAUCCACCCUCGUGACAAGCAGGACGUAGCAUACAGACUGACACUUGGAGCACGAGCGGUGGCCUACAAUGAGAAGGAUGUGGCCUUCCUUGGGCCUUUCCCUAAACAAAUCCUGUCCACUCCGAUGUAUGUCAACAUCACCUACGACACAGCCAUCGCUGUCAAGCCAUCUAAAGAUAUCUUCGAGAUCUGCUGCUCGCCGUCACAGGCCCCAUGUGGGCCUGAGUCCCUCUGGGUUCCAGCUCCUAUCAUCCAGUGGGCUCCCACCACCAUCCAGAUAGCAACCAGUGUAUGCACAUCCACCACUGAAGUAGCAGCUCUACGAUACGCGUGGAAAGACUGGCCGUGUGAUUUUAAGGCAUGUCCUGUCUAUGGCGCAAACGCUAUGUUACCUGCGCCCCCUUUCCUUAUCAAUCGCUAUCAAAUUUUUUGGUCAGUCUCUGUAAAUUAUUAGUUGCUGAUGUGUAGCCUGCUUUGUAUGAAAUUCUUGCCUAUUUCUAGAGAUACUAUCCAAGACUAUGCAUGCCAUGUUUUUUUUUUUUUUUU
Molecule: messenger RNA, 3762 nt
Organism: Phyllopteryx taeniolatus (common seadragon)
Lineage: Eukaryota; Metazoa; Chordata; Actinopteri; Syngnathiformes; Syngnathidae
Gene: siae
Product: sialic acid acetylesterase
Exons: 10
Coding region: 2150-3670 (506 amino acids)
Biological process (GO): carbohydrate metabolic process
Molecular function (GO): sialate O-acetylesterase activity
Source: RefSeq, a predicted model, not a curated record